Molecule: messenger RNA, 3055 nt
Organism: Ostrea edulis (European flat oyster)
Lineage: Eukaryota; Metazoa; Mollusca; Bivalvia; Ostreida; Ostreidae
Exons: 19
Coding region: 19-2922 (967 amino acids)
Source: RefSeq, a predicted model, not a curated record
AAGACAUACCCUACAUAAAUGGACGCAAACGUUCACCACAGAACUCCCUACCAAGCCAGUGUGGAUCAACUGACUUCAGUGGAUUUAGGGGGAGCCGAGGAGACAGACGAUGAAACAGAGGAGGAAGAAGGUGAAGAAGAAGGAGAGGAGGAGGAGGAUUUGGAUGAGCCCCUCAGCAGUGUGGAAUUGUCUAGAAGAAUGAGGAAUUUGGUGGAUCCAGGCCCAUUCAAACACAACCGUAAAGUAGUCCUGGCAGCUCUCCCUUGUUUUCUCAUCAUUCUGGCCAUUUGUGGAGAACCACUGUUGAUGCUGGUGUCAGUGGGACUUAUCCUGAUUUUAGUGGUGGACACGGGGAGCAAAAACCAAAGGACGGUGAUGGUUUUCACCUUUGUAUUCAUUCCAUGUCACAUGACCAUUCUGUAUUUCACAUUUCCUCUUGUGUGGGUGUCGUUAGUGAACUUUGUGCUGAUGAUCAUGAUGAACUCGUUUAUAUUGCUGACUGGUGGAUGGCUUCUGCUUCAGAUGAUCAUCUUUAGGAAACAGGAACCAGAAAUCUGUGUGUUUCUUGAGGCGAUCCUUUUCUCGGCGUACCCAUCUCUCUCAGCAUGCCUCAUGACCUGGGCUACUGCAACAUUUAUCCCUCUUAAAUAUGUUCCGUUUGUUUUGCUGUUUAUAGGGUUUGUUUUAUUCCAAGUUUUCAUGACCCCAGCAUCCUCUUCUUUUAAACAUAACCUGAAGGACCACAAAGAUGAUGUCAGUAUUCUGAACAACAGAGUGAUCGCUGUCAUGGCAGCUGGAUUUUGUUUACUUCCUGUUUUCAUUCAGCUCCUCAUUGGUCUUUAUCAGAGAGGGAUCGAUGGAGUCAUUCAGUUCGGGUUUUUUUGUGAGUUGGUCUUCCUGUUGUGUUUGGCUGUAUUUUUAACCACGUUGAUGAGUAUCAGACACAUUGUGGAGGUCCUGGGAUUUCAGUACAGCCUUGUGAUACAGUUACGCAGUCUGUGUGGGGGCGUGUCUGCCUUCCUGUCCUACCCAGUGUUCCUAGAGUUAGGAGUGACAUCACACUUCCUGUCAUGGCUGCCCUUUGCAGUGGGAGUGUAUGCGGUGUAUGGGACACUGCUCAGCUAUAAAAAACUCAAGUUUGUUUCUACAGUAUUCUUUGUAGUGGCCGUGGUGCUCUCAUUGGUGUGGGCAAUCAAAUUGCCAUGGAAACUUUCUUAUACGUUUAUGUUUGGGAUAUCUCUGAAGGCCAUUUUCUGCCUGAUGAUAGCUAAUUCCGUACUGUGUCUGACGGCAGCCCACCUAUCUACACAUGGAUCUCAAGCAAGCUUCAGUUUCCUAGUUGUUCUGCAGACCAUAGUUUUUAUCAAGUGUGAGGUGAUCCUGUUUGACUCGGGUCUGUACAGCUGGCCCCUGUUCAUGGUCACUGGCAUUGCUGCGUCGUACGCUCUCCAGAGAUUACAGAUCGCUCGAAGGCUGCCUGUCAACUUGUCCUGUGCUUGCAUGUCUGCCCACAUCACAAAAUCGGCACUGGUUGCCAUGGUGAUCUUCACCAAAGAGGCACGAGACUUGCCCUAUACCAGCAUUCUCACCAUGUUCUUCUUUAUCUUCAUGAUGAUCAAGAUGCUUCUCCUGGAAGUUCCAGUAGAUAUAUCGAAGAAACAGUUGGCUGUCAAUGUGAUCCUGAUGUGUAUCUCAGUAUUACUGAACGCCAACCCCGCCCUGUUUAUUCUGGGCUCGUACCUGUUCAAAGUCCAGGCGAGUGCUGCCGAUGCGAUGGGAAUGUGUUUCAUCAUCUGUGGUAUGCUGAUUAUAGCAACAUGUGUCCUUCACCUGCCAUCUGAGGUCAAGGUCAAACAACUAGGAAUUCUAGGGGUGGUUACAGGAGUGAUAGUUAUCUUGUUUCAACCAGAUGUAUCACUGACAAUGACUGGCCUGUUUCAGUUAUGUGAGGUGAUCAGCAUCAUGUGUAUGAUUAUCAUUAUGUAUGCAGACACUAUCAAGACCUUCCCCCACAUUGUGGUGGCCUCUGUGUUGGUGGGAAUCACGCCUGGGCUCAGGGCCGCUCUCUUUUUGUAUCCUGAGGACCAGGCACCAAUUGUUAACCUCAUCUUGUUUGGACUGGUCUCCAUGUGUCUUGUGUGUGCUCUCUUUGCUUUCUCUAAAUCUGAACAUCUUGGUUGCAAGUUUGAGAAAAAUAUUCUUACCGUGUGCAUGCUGGUGGUUGUCCUCAGUGUGCUAUCAUUGAUUGUUGACUUGGUUACCAAGGAACGCAAGCAACCCAUUUUGACCUUACCAUCUUGGAAAUUAUUCCUUGCAGCCAAUCUCAUCAUAAGCAUAUGCACCAAAAUAGUUGUCUCUAGGAAUGCUGAAUACAUCCCACUGCAUGAGAAGGAUGACAAGGAGAUCCCGUAUCUGCCAUUGGUAGGCAAUCUCACCACCAUCACCGCCUUCUUGUUCCUGUGCUUGCUGGGGCCCGCCACAGGGCUGCUUUAUGAUAUAUGGUGUUGUGGAUCCAGUGUAAUUUUAAUGUGCUUACAAAAGGACAUGAAGAUAUUUUACAACCUCAAGGACGCCAACCACACAGCCCCUACCAAACUGACCUCCAUAGCAGUGUUAGUCCUCUCGUCAAUAUGUCACAGUGACCUCUGGCAUUCAAGUUCAUGGACAUUCGUCAGGUCGUGUUUAGAGAUGUUUCUAGUACUCGGCAGCACCCCUAUUUAUUAUGUGUUGUGGGGCAUAUUAUGGAAGUCCGUGGUGUUGCUGCCCGAGCCCGUGGUUGUGUUUUUAUUGCCGCUAAAUGUUGCUAUGUUGCUGUACGGCAGCAGUUGGACUUGCUGGGCAUUAGCCUUUGUAGGUGGUAGCUCCUCAUUGUGGAUGAUGUCAACUCACUUUAAAUUGCAACCUUAUUCCGAGAAAAGAUAACAUAUGAUAAAAUUAGAGACUUCAUGGCUGUAGAUUGUAGUGUUUUUUUAAUAUUGUAUAUGAUACAGAAUGUUUGUAUUUUAUAGUCUGUAUGCUGACAACAUUGUCAAUAAAACGUUUCUUUCUUACUGGA